AUGGGCAGCAAUUCCCUUGGAAAGCGGCUAUCACCAGUUCUCUCAGCCGAACAUGACUCGGACACGAGGAAUUCAGUCCCAAGGCUAGAACUCGAAAGGCUUCAAGCCGAGUUGAGAAGAUUGAAAGCUGAGGCAGCCAUAGCAAAAGAGGAACUGGGUAAAGGGAGAAGAAACUCAAAAGCCACGAGUCUAGAAUUGAAGACAUUUUACAAAGAGGACUGUGCCUUCAUGUCUUUUCCCAAGGACUUGAAAGCAUAUAAUACCGCGAAAAACAAACUUCAUGGAGAUCUUCCAGGAGCCUUCUAUAGGGCUACUUACGAAAAGUCGGCAACCAUCACGCCAUUCGAAACCAAGGCAUGUUGGCCCAGUAAUCACCCUGACCUUCAAGAGGGUGUUGCGUUUCAAAGCAUGAACGACUUCCUCAUAUUGCGCGAUGUGACAAGCGAAAGGGUCCUUCGUCAUUGCCAAUGGCAGAGAAAGCGCCCAUUCACUUCUUUCAUCUCAGCAUUUAAUGCAGAGAACAUGGCUGCCAACCGCGCCCAUUUUCUGUACCACGACAGCCGGUUGCAAUGCAGGAGGCUCAUGGUCGUAAAGAUCUCUACUGAGAGUCUUGUGCCGGCUUUUUUGAAUUUUAAGGAGAUCGUUCCUUGUGAUUCCACAGAUGAUAUGACAACAAAGGCAUUGACUACAGAUGCUGAGCCGAACAAAUCAGCUGAUGAUCCAGAGUCUGCUGAUGUCGCUAAUGCUGAUUCUGCUGAUAUCACUGAUGCAUAUCUUGAGAGUGAUCUAGGCUCUCUCUCAUCAGACUCAUCUGAGGAUGGGGAUGAUGUUGCAGAGGAGCAUUUUGCGACCGAAACAUUAGACGAUGUGGAUGAUGAAAUUUUUGGCGAGUACGCCUUGGAAACCUCCAAUCCACCAAUUUCUCUGGAUACCUCAACUCCAUCAGCGACGCCGUCUACUGAACAGGCUAACAGCCCAAAGACAAGGGAAGUCACGGUAAAGGUGCCAUGUUGGGUUCGUGAGCAUGCAGUUUCAAAGGAUAGGUCCGACAUCAAUUUUGCUGAAUUUGAAAAAUGUCGCUCUGAAUGCUGGUUCUCCAUAGCAGAAAAUCGCCGCAGUGGACUGUACCUGCCCGACACCGAGUACGUCAAGCAUGGGCAGCCUGAAGAGUGGUUAGCCGGCGGUUUCAUCCUCAGGUCAUCCAUUAAUAGUAUCUGGCCGUACGAUGGCCGAAAGAUACACAAAUUCCGGGGCAAAAAGGUCAUCACAAGCAAGAAUAGCGAAGACUGGCAAUUUGAUUGGGACAACACGAUUUGGAGGUCGCGCAUCGAGACGAAGCGCACCGAAAAAGCGCUCGAGCAGGCUGAUCAGAAGAUGAAGCGCAAGGUUGACGAGCUGCAAGCUAAUAGCCCUGAAACCACCUGCAAAAUUCCCAAGACUGGACAUGGUUUCAACAUCAUCAGACCAUAUUUGAAUUUCCGUUCAAACGUCUCUCGACCAAGCACCGAUUCAGCUUGA
Molecule: messenger RNA, 1518 nt
Organism: Plenodomus lingam JN3
Lineage: Eukaryota; Fungi; Ascomycota; Dothideomycetes; Pleosporales; Leptosphaeriaceae
Source: RefSeq, a predicted model, not a curated record